Messenger RNA from Protopolystoma xenopodis, 624 nucleotides. NCBI's taxonomy places the organism in Eukaryota, Metazoa, Platyhelminthes, Monogenea, Polystomatidea, Polystomatidae. The record is from the annotation of a GenBank genome assembly.
AUGUCGCUAUCCAUUUGCGCCCAGCGUAAAUGGGCCGAGGCACAACGUGAGGCUGACUCUUGGUGCCGCAAAUAUGCUGGUCUCCGUGCUGCCUACUCGGUGGAAUUGGCCCGUCUUACAGGACAAACGGACAAGAGUCAUAGCGUUAUUGACAGUCUGGCGUCGGCAUCGUCUAGACCUCUCAAUCGGACGCAUAGCGAAGCAGAAAAUACCUUUCUCCAGUCUCAUCGGCCCUCCGAAACACAACUACAAAUUUCACCCCAUCAUAAUCAGAGUAAACUGAGGCAUCAGACUCAAGUCGAAGCAACUCGGCGACGUAGUGUCGGAGAGGCGCUAUUGACGAAUCAACCGGUACAGGAAGAAAAUCAUGAGGAUUCUCUUAGCUAUAAAACCGAUUCGCUUUCUGAGCAGCAAACCGAUGAGGAAUCUCCCCAGGCUAUUUUAUUUUCAAGUGCAGAAGCCUAUAACGAGAUUCGAAAUUGGGUUUUACGGAUUUUAACAGACGAAAACGGGUCAAAACAAUUUUUAAUAGAAUUCCGAUCUUCUUAUGAGGGGCAAAUUCCGCUAGAUGUACAGUUCCAGGUGGCGCCAGUGCAAGCUUCACAAGUUGUGUUGUCCCGUUAA